CUAACUUUUGCCCCAUUUCGUCAUUCACGAUCCUUUUUCAUCUUCUUCCUUAUAUGUUUCUAUUCUUAAUCGUCAAAUAAGGAUCAGAUUUGACGUUUAUUCCUUUUGCUGUACUGAUCGAUCCCAAUUUCAACUUUAUCCGUUUUUUCUCCCCAUUUUUAGGUUUAGGAUACACAAACUCCCGAUCUGUGGUUUUGAUCUCAAGAUCCGUGAAAACGCUUGUAAAUUAAGCCAUUUUGGGUUGCGGGUUUCGUUUAUCUCGUCAAAAUUAUUCUGAUUUUGUAAAAUUUAUUUUGGAAGCUGUUUUUGGGUUUUGAUUAAUAAGGUCUGUUUUGAUCUAUAUAUCUGCUUGAUCCCGACUUGAAUUUUUUUGCUUUUCUUUUUUUUUCAUUUUGUUGGUUGGCGAGGUGUAAUUUUUUUUUUUUUUUGUAUAUUUCUUCACGAAUUUGAAGCUCUAGGGUUAGGGUUUCCUGAAAAUUAGACCUUUUUCUAUUAAAAAAAAUUAUAUAUUGGGUAAAGUGAAAGAUCUCAUUUUUUUUUCCUUGGUUGCCUGUAAAUUUGAACUAUACUUUUCCUUUUACAUUUUAGCGAUCUGCUCUAUCAUUGAAGGAGAAUUAUUUUCCUGAGUUAAGCAUGGUACAAAAGCGAUCUUUUAAUGAGGAAUCAUACAGCAUUGCUUGCAAGCACCCAAGAAAAGUGGAAUACAAUAAUCGGCUAGUUUCAUUUUCAGAUUUUGUUCCUCUGGAGGUAGCUUUGACGACACCUCAAGUUCCAGGUGAGUGUGGACUCACUGAAAAUGCUACUGAAGGCCAUGAGAGGCUUGCAAGUGAUAUAAUUGCUAGAUUCCCAGUUAGUACAGAGAAGGAUGUAGAGACCAUUGUUCGUGGAAGAAGCAUCUCUUCCUUUGCUACCAUCAGUGCUUGCCAAGAGUCUUCCUUUCUUGACAUGCCAGUGUAUAUAUCUUGUCCCAAAGAAUAUUUUAGUCCUGAGCAUCCAAUAAAGACAGCAGCUCACCAUGAGGAUAUAUAUUCUUUGCUUUUGCAUUAUCCUCCACGAAAAGCAGUUCCAAUUGGAUUGAAUCAUCAAGCUGAUAUUCCAGAAUGGAGUCAUUAUAGUGAGACUAAACCAAAUUCUUCUGGAGCACCUGUAGCAACUCUGGAUUCUAACCUUGUUGUUAGGGAGGAAAAUGUGAAUAGACUGAUGGGGACUUGUGUCAUUCCAAUGCCUGAUUUGGAACUUACUGAUGGGUUUGGAAAUGUUAGGAUUGACUGCAAUUGCCUGGAUGAGGGUUCUAUCAGAUGUGUCAGACAGCACAUUGUUGAAUCAAGAGAGGAACUUAAGAGACUCCUUGGGGGGGAGAGAUUUGAGGAGAUGGGGUUCUAUGACAUGGGAGAGGAAGUGGCUGAUAAGUGGAGUGAGGAGGAAGAACAAUUAUACAAUGAGGUUGUAUUUUCAAAUCCUAAGUCAUUGGGCAAAAACUUUUGGGACCAUCUUUCUGCUGUCUUCCCUUCUCGAUCCAAAAAGGAUAUUGUCUGCUACUACUUUAAUGUCUUUAUGCUUCGAAGGCGAGCUGAACAGAACAGAUAUGACUCAGUGAACAUUGACAGUGAUGAUGAUGAGUGGCUGGGGGGUGAUGAUUAUAAUAACAAUGAAUUUGGAAUGACAGAGGAAGAUGAAGACUCAGUUAUUGAGUCUCCUGUACGUCAAGAUGUUUGUACUCAUAACCAGAACUUGAAAGAUGAUUUACAUGAUGCUGUUGAUGAAAAUUCUUAUUUUGCUUGGGAUAGAGACAACACCAACUUUUUAGAAACAUGCCCUAGGAUAUCUCUUGAUAAUUGUGAUUCCAACUCUCAUCUCCUGGAUGAACUUCCCUCUGAUAAAAAGGUUGAUCAAGAAGUCCAAGAUGACUCAUGCAUAUCUUCCGAUACAGGCGUUUAUUCACAAGGGGCCGAGGUGAAGGUUGAAAGUGAUGAGCAUUGGACAUGUAGUUUUAAUGAAUUAAGCUGUGGAAGUGGCGGGGAUCAUGUUUUAGAACCUUUUGAUGUCAAAGUUUGGGAUUCUGGUUAUAUGAUAUGCCCAAAAAGUAAAGUUGACUUUUUGCCUACUUGCAGUAUGAUCGACGAGGUUUUUGGAGAUGGUUCAUGAAACUAUAAGGCAAAAGAUGACUAGAGUCUGAGCUACUGCAAGUGCUUACCUUUAAACUACAGGUGAUUGGAAAGCACUUAUUCUCCAAGGCUUUGGUUUGAAGCCACUGACCAACAAGUUUUUAUUGUAGAAGCAACAGGAGAGUCAAAUUUUCUAACGAAGAAAUGUGUGUGUCUACAUGCGUGUGUACGAGAGAUUUAGUUUUGUACAUUAAUAUGGUGUAACGUGGGUAGCCCACCUUUCACUGUAAGAUAGUAUAUUGGAAUAUUAGUUUCAAUCGAUUAGGUUUAAAUGUAUUCUUUGGUCGGUACUGAGAAUCUGCAAUUUCCAGUUGCUCAUUACAGAUGUUAAAGUUCAGGGAUCCCUCCCUUGUUAAGGGAUAAACA
This is a messenger RNA of Hevea brasiliensis (rubber tree), 2531 nucleotides long. RefSeq lists its product as uncharacterized. The transcript is spliced from 3 exons. The record is from RefSeq and is a predicted model, not a curated record. NCBI's taxonomy places the organism in Eukaryota, Viridiplantae, Streptophyta, Magnoliopsida, Malpighiales, Euphorbiaceae. The coding region runs from base 634 to 2145 and encodes 503 amino acids.